Limulus polyphemus (Atlantic horseshoe crab) is the source of this 3166-nucleotide messenger RNA. Its product is annotated as mucolipin-3-like. Lineage: Eukaryota; Metazoa; Arthropoda; Merostomata; Xiphosura; Limulidae. The record is from RefSeq and is a predicted model, not a curated record. The transcript has 2 exons. The coding region runs from base 619 to 2520 and encodes 633 amino acids. Gene Ontology annotation, cellular component: lysosomal membrane; plasma membrane. Gene Ontology annotation, molecular function: NAADP-sensitive calcium-release channel activity.
UAUAUUUGUAUUCACGCUAGGCUUAAUUACAUAAGGAAGAAGUGUGUGGUAGGUGGCUUAAUCAUUUUAUUAGAUUAUUAGAUAAAGUGUAAACCUUCUACUUAAUGUUGAGUUAAUCAUAUCAAGUUUUUGAUUCAUGUUUUUAUAUUCUCAUAAAAUCAUAAGAGAUUUUAUUGUGAUAUACACUACAGGCACGUAUAUCGAGCAAGCUUGACAACAUUCGUAUCGUGUCACUGUGAGUCAUUAAGUUUGAUGAAUACUAGUAUACGUUAUGUCGACAAUAUAACAAUAGACUUGUUUAAUAUGUUGGGAGUUGGAAAGAAGUGCCGUUUCAUUAUGAUUUACACCACUGGUGGUGCUGUGUUUGUGGUAUAUCACGGGUAGAUAGUUUAAAUUGAAUUUUCUCAGAGUCAGAGUAGCAAUGUAACAUGGCUGUAAACAGUAACUGAAUAAGACUGUAUGAGUCAUAGCCAUUGUACUUAAUAAGUUAAUUUGUAAUUAAUAUAAUAGUUAAUUCCUGGUUUUCACACAAACCAAAACUUUCCACAUCUCAUUAAGUUUUGUUUUCGAUAACCGAAGCAAUUUUUACGUGUUGUAUGUCAUAUACUGGUUAACAACAUGUCUUUGAAACAUUCUAAUUCAAAAAAUAUUGAUGAAGAACCUCAUUCAGCUGCAAGUUUUCAACUUGGUAGUGAAGAUGAUGAUGAUGAUGAGAGUGGCACCACUAAUUUCAACUUUGCCACUGACCCCAAAUCAGAGUCUGGUUUUGAAGAACAACAAAACAUUCCUUACCAUUCUGUCAAGGAACAAGCGAGUCGUACAACUGGUAUGAGAAGAUCACGCUCAUUUACCCCACAUAUGAGAGAUCGUAUGAGAAGGAAACUUCAAUUUUUUUUCAUGAAUCCAAUUGAAAAAUGGCAAGCGAAAGGGAGAGUCCCGUGGAAGCUGGGUCUUCAGGUAAUCAAGAUAAUUUUUAUAACUGUCCAGUUAGCUCUGUUUGGAUACGAUGCUUCCAAGUACCGGCAACAGCAUGAAAAUACCGUCAAAACUUUCCGACACGUAUUUUUAAAAGGCUGGGAUGCAACGCGUGAGAUUGUUUCGUACCCGCCAGCAACUGGACAGUAUGCUGUUUAUACAAAACCAGAGUUCUUCCAAAAUAUUGACAACGUAAUUCAUAAAUAUGCCACUAUUACAGACACUACAAUUGGAUCUUAUGGCUAUGACAGUGAUGAUGAUGAAAUUUCUUCUAUGUGGUUUUGUAAAAGACAGUAUAGAAAAGGAGAGGUGUUUGCAUUUAAUGUAACUCUGCAUUAUGACAGUACCCCAGUGGAUAGUUGCCUCGAAAUUGCACCUUUGUACCCGGCUGGAGACAAGAGAUGGGAAAACUUUCACUUGCAAGAUUUCCUCAAAGACCAUAAUAGUUCAGUCAAUUUCAAUAACUUGAUUUAUGCUGAACUGAAGUUUAGCCUCAAAACUGUGUUUUUAAAAUCUCUGACAAGAUUUGACAGUCCAGACUGUUUUCUCUUUGAUAUAGUGAUCAAGUUUGACAAUUCUCUUCAUGAUGGUCAAGUCCUGGUUUUUUUAAAUGCUGACUCCAAAAAACUGAUUUGUAAUAGCAGCGUUCAGUAUGUUGAAACAGAUAAAGUUGAUUACUACUGGAGGCAAGUUUUGAAUGGCAUAGUUAUUCUUUUGUGUAUUAUGUCGUUAGCACUUUGUUGUAGAUCGCUUUACAAAGGGCAGUUACUACGACAACAGACUAUUGUAUUUUUUAACAAACAAUAUGGUAAAUCCUUAUCCUUUCAGGAUCAACUUGAAUUUGUUGACUUUUGGUACGUGUUGAUAACGGUUAACGAUGGUUUGAUAAUUGUAGGUUCUGCAAUGAAGUUUCAGAUAGAACAAAAGAUUAUUGAGGGCGAUCAGUAUAAUGUUUGUUCAAUUUUACUUGGUACUGGAAACCUUCUCGUGUGGCUAGGUAUACUGCGCUAUCUGGGAUUUUUCAAAAAAUAUAAUGUUCUUAUUCUGACCUUAAAAAUGGCUCUACCUAACGUUUUACGAUUUACUUUGUGUGUUAUGCUACUGUACUGUGGAUUCUGUUUCUGUGGUUGGGUUGUUUUGGGUCCCUAUCACAUCAAAUUCCGCUUCUUGAGCACUACAUCGGAGUGUCUGUUUGCCAUGAUGAAUGGGGACGAUUUGUUUGCAACCUUUGCCAUCCUCAAUACACACAGUGACCUUGUGUGGUGGUUCAGUAGGAUCUAUCUCUAUGUGUUUAUAAGUCUGUUUAUUUAUGUUGUUAUUAGCUUGUUUAUAGCAGUUAUCAUGGAUUCGUAUGACACCAUAAAAAGGUAUCACGAACAAGGCUUUCCGAAGACGGACUUGCAAGACUUCAUCUCGGAAAGUACCGAGGAAGCUACUAGUGGAGUGUAUCGCCAAGAUUCAACAAACAAACAGUUGAUGGAUUAUUUGAUAAUGUGUUGUUUGCGACCGUGUCGGCAAAGGCAGAGAGAAUAUGAAGAGUUUUAAAAAAAAAGAUUAGUUUGAGAACCAGUUAGUGAUAUAAAUCAUGUAUUGCAUCAAGUGUUUUCUUCUUCAUUUUAUACAUGUUACCCAUGACAAACAUGUGAUUCAACAGUAAAAUUGUGUUUUUGUUAGGUUUACCGGAGUAAGAUUGUCAUUUCAAUUAAAAUUAUCUCAUCAAGUGUUUCCAUUAUGUAAGUAUGUUUAUGUUUCCAUUAUGUGAGUAUGUUUAUGUUUCCAUUAUGUGAGUAUGUUUAUGUUUCCAUUAUGUGAGUAUGUUUAUGUUUCCAUUAUGUGAGUAUGUUUAUGUUUCCAUUAUGUGAGUAUGUUUAUGUUUCCAUUAUGUGAGUAUGUUUACAGGAAACUGAUUAGAAAAGAUUAGCAUUUUUUAUUAAAAUACUAAAAAAUUCGUGUGAGUUAUUUUAAGGUGUUGUACAUGACAGUGUAUGCUGUGUAGUCAGAAUAAGAUGUAUGUCAUGUAAACAAAAUAUGAUGUAUGGCUUAUAAACUGUCAUGUAAACAAAAUAUGAUGUAUGGCUUAUAAACUGUCAUGUAAACAAUAUAUAUGAUGUAUGGCUUAUAAACUGUCAUGUAAACAAUAUAUAUGAUGUAUGGCUUAUAAACUGUCAUGUAGACAAAAUAUGUUGUUAUG